Molecule: messenger RNA, 2456 nt
Organism: Patella vulgata (common limpet)
Lineage: Eukaryota; Metazoa; Mollusca; Gastropoda; Patellidae
Product: ATP-dependent RNA helicase SUPV3L1, mitochondrial
Exons: 15
Coding region: 123-2420 (765 amino acids)
Biological process (GO): RNA catabolic process; mitochondrial RNA 3'-end processing
Cellular component (GO): mitochondrial degradosome
Molecular function (GO): RNA helicase activity; hydrolase activity, acting on acid anhydrides; ATP binding
Source: RefSeq, a predicted model, not a curated record
UCAGCGCCCAUGAAUGUUAUCAUGUUGAUUGUCAUAAGUGUUCAUUUCUUCCAAAAUUCACUUUGGUGAAUCGUAUUUUGUGAAACUAUUGAAAAUGAUAUAGCUAUUGCUGCAAUACCGAAAUGUCUUCGAAAAUAUAUUGCAGACAUCAUUUUUUAAAGCAUAUUCUAAAUCUACGAAAGCCAAAACUUUCAAUCAAACAUAACCAAAUUUUGGGUUGUAUUGUUGACAAUGAUAAUUAUGAUAUUAAAAGUCAAAGACACCGGUCAAACGAACGAGAAAAGGGUCUAAGCUCGUUAGUGCGCCCAAUUCCUGUGAAACUAGCAAAUAGUGUAGAUGACAUUAAUGUGGGAGCUGAAUUGACAGGAGGAAUUAAAAAAGAUGAACUGUUGAAAUUAUUAAAUCAAUUUGCAAGAAGACCAAUUGUACUGAAACUAGCAGCAGAAAAUGGUUUAGAUACAACAUUAUUCCACAAAGCUUUUAUAAGUUUCCGUUUAUUUUGUGCCGAUUCUGAACAGUUACCUGUCGAUCUUCACAUAGUUCUAAGUGAUAUUAUACAAAAUGCAGGUCAUGUUGAUGAUAUUUUUCCAUAUUUCUUACGACAUGCCAAACAGACAUUUCCACAUCUUGAUUGUAUGGAAGACCUACAGAAUAUCAGUGACCUUAGAUUGCCAGCUAAUUGGUAUCCAGAAGCUCGAUCUACACCGCGUAAAAUAAUCAUCCAUGCCGGUCCUACAAACAGUGGUAAGACAUACCAUGCCCUGGAACGAUUUCUAUCUUCCAAAUCAGGUGUAUACUGCGGUCCUUUAAAACUUUUAGCUGCAGAAGUUUUUCACAAGAGUAAUAAAUUGGGUACACCAUGUGAUCUGGUUACUGGAGAAGAAAGGCGAAUGGUUAAUGGAGAUGAUAAUCCAACUGAUCAUGUUGCUUGUACCGUAGAGAUGGUCAAUGUUACAAAACCAUUUGAAGUUGCUGUAAUUGAUGAGAUUCAAAUGAUAAAAGAUCCACAGAGAGGAUGGGCAUGGACAAGAGCACUGCUGGGUCUCUGUGCACAAGAAGUACAUCUGUGUGGAGAGGGUUCAGCUAUUAAUAUGGUAUCUGAUUUGAUGACAAGUAUUGGUGAUGAAGUUCAAGUGAGGAAGUACAAACGUUUAACAAAGUUGACAUAUUUAGACUACGCUGUAGAAUCAUUUGAAAAUGUCAAUCCUGGUGAUUGUAUUGUGUGUUUUAGUAAAAAUGAUAUUUAUCAUAUAAGUCGCCAGUUAGAAAUACGUGGCAAGGAAGUGGCAGUUAUAUAUGGAGGAUUACCCCCAGGUACAAAACUUGCUCAAGCCCAGAAGUUUAAUGAUCCAAAUGAUCCAUGUAAAAUAAUGGUGGCUACAGAUGCUAUUGGUAUGGGAUUAAAUCUGUCAAUCAAGAGAAUUAUAUUUUAUUCGAUGAUGAAACCAACUUUAAAUGAAAAAGGUGAGAAAGAAAUGGAUGUUAUCAGUACGUCACAGGCAUUACAGAUCGGAGGUCGAGCAGGACGAUAUGGUACAGAAUAUGAAAAUGGUGAAGUAACUACAUUUAGAAGUGAAGAUUUAAACAUAUUGAAAGAUGUCUCGUCUAGGUUGAUUGAACCCAUUGAACAAGCUGGUUUACAUCCAACAGCAGAUCAGAUAGAAUUAUUUGCUUAUCAUCUACCUAAAGCCACUCUUUCUAAUCUUAUAGAUAUAUUUGUUACUCUAUGUCGAUUGGAUAAUGAUAAUUAUUUUAUGUGCGAUAUGGAAGAUUUUAAGUUUUUAGCUGAUAUGAUACAACAUGUGCCUUUAAAUUUACGAGUGCGGUAUACCUUCUGCUGUGCUCCGAUACCUAAGAAACAACCAUAUGUCUGUACCAUGUUCCUUAAGUUUGCCCGUCAGUUUAGUAGAAAUGAGCCAUUAACACUAGACUGGUUGUGUCUACAGAUUGGAUGGCCAUUUGCACCACCCGGUGUUCUUGCCGACUUGGUUCAUCUUGAAGGUGUAUUCGACAUACUCGAUCUAUAUCUAUGGUUAAGCUACCGAUUUCCAGAGAUGUUUCCUGAUGUAACACAUAUAAGAGAUAUGCAGACAGAAUUAGACCAGGUUAUCCAGCAAGGUGUAAGACAAUUAACAACCUUACUCAAGUCACGCGAAAGUACCAUGUCAACAGGAACACAAGACAUUGAGGACGAAUUUGAAAUUAAAGUGAAAAAAUCAAAAAGAAAGCAUAAACUGAGAUUAGACAGUUUAGUAAAUGAAUUAACAAAGAUAGACAGUUCCGAUAACAAUGUAGAUAAACAAAAAUAUGGUGGGCUUACAGGGAAACUUAUAGGAGAUGGGCUUAUAACUUCUACAAUGGCUGAUAAAAUGCACGAAGAAUGGGCUAAAAAAAUUAACAAAAAUAAAAGUGAUGAUUAACAGUAUCUGUGAUUAAAAUAAUUCUUACCUAACUAA